UCUUUUCUAGGUUAGAAAAGGAAGGCUAUUUCCUUAGUGUGGAUUGCUGCCUUUAGUAAGAAUAUGUCGUCCAUCUUGCCAUUCACUCCACCAGUUGUGAAGAGACUGCUGGGAUGGAAGAAAUCAGCUGGUGGAUCUGGAGGAGCAGGUGGAGGAGAGCAGAAUGGACAGGAAGAAAAGUGGUGUGAGAAAGCAGUUAAAAGUUUGGUGAAGAAGCUAAAAAAAACAGGACGAUUAGAUGAGCUUGAGAAAGCUAUCACCACUCAAAAUUGUAAUACUAAAUGUGUCACCAUACCAAGCACUUGCUCUGAAAUUUGGGGACUGAGUACACCAAAUACGAUAGAUCAGUGGGAUACAACAGGCCUUUACAGCUUCUCUGAACAAACCAGGUCUCUUGAUGGUCGUCUUCAGGUAUCUCAUCGGAAAGGACUGCCACACGUUAUAUAUUGCCGAUUAUGGCGCUGGCCUGAUCUUCAUAGUCAUCAUGAACUCAAAGCAAUUGAAAACUGCGAAUAUGCUUUUAAUCUUAAAAAGGAUGAAGUAUGUGUAAACCCUUACCACUACCAGAGAGUUGAGACACCAGUUUUGCCUCCUGUGUUAGUACCACGGCACACUGAGAUCCUAACAGAACUACCGCCUCUGGAUGAUUAUACCCACUCCAUUCCAGAAAACACUAAUUUCCCAGCGGGAAUUGAGCCACAGAGUAAUUACAUUCCAGAAACACCACCUCCUGGAUAUAUCAGUGAAGAUGGAGAAACAAGUGAUCAACAGUUGAACCAAAGUAUGGAUACAGGAUCCCCAGCAGAACUAUCUCCUACUUCUCUUUCCCCUGUUAAUCAUAGUUUGGACUUGCAGCCAGUUACAUACUCAGAACCUGCAUUUUGGUGUUCAAUAGCCUAUUAUGAAUUAAACCAGAGGGUUGGAGAGACCUUCCAUGCAUCACAGCCCUCACUUACUGUAGACGGCUUCACAGAUCCAUCAAAUUCAGAGAGAUUCUGCUUAGGUUUACUCUCCAACGUCAACCGAAAUGCUACAGUAGAAAUGACAAGAAGACAUAUAGGAAGAGGAGUGCGCUUAUAUUACAUAGGUGGGGAAGUUUUUGCUGAGUGCCUAAGUGAUAGUGCAAUCUUUGUGCAGAGCCCCAAUUGUAAUCAGAGAUACGGCUGGCACCCUGCAACAGUGUGUAAAAUUCCACCAGGCUGUAAUCUGAAGAUUUUCAACAACCAGGAAUUUGCUGCUCUUCUGGCUCAGUCUGUGAAUCAGGGUUUUGAAGCCGUGUAUCAGCUAACUAGAAUGUGCACCAUAAGAAUGAGUUUUGUGAAAGGGUGGGGAGCAGAAUACCGAAGGCAGACGGUAACAAGCACUCCUUGCUGGAUUGAACUUCAUCUGAAUGGACCUCUGCAGUGGUUGGACAAAGUAUUAACUCAGAUGGGAUCCCCUUCAGUGCGUUGCUCAAGCAUGUCAUAAAGUUCCAUCACCAAUCCAGUCCCAUCAAAAGACUUACUGUAUCAACUCUUCUGUCAUAGUAUUUGUGUGUGGUCCCCAUGGACUGUUUGUAUCCAAAAAUUCAACCGAGAAAACAGCACUUGAGGUCUCAUCAAUUAAAGCACCUUGUGGAAUCCGUUUCCUAUAUUCGAAUAUUAGAUGGGAAAAUUAGUGUCUAGAAAUACCCUCCCAUAAAGGAGGAAGAGAAGAUUUUAAAGACUUACUAAUGUCUUGUUGGGCAUAAAAUUGAGUGUCCCAAAGGCUUAUUAAUAACAGUAGUAGUUAUGUGUACAGGUAAUGUAUCAUGAUCCAGUAUCACAGUAUUGUGCUGUUUAUAUACAUUUUAGUUUGCAUAAAUUAGGUGUGUGUGUGCUGCUUCUUGAUUUAGGCAAGCUUUUAUAAAGUUACAGUACCUAAUCUGUUAUUCCCACUUCUCCGUUAUUUUUGUGUGUCUUUUUUAAUAUAUAAUAUAUAUCAAGAUUUUCAAAUUAUCAUUUAGAAGCAGAUUUCCCUUGUAGAAAAACUAAUUUUUCUGCCUUUUACCAAAAAUAAACUCUUGGGGGAAGAAAAGUGGAUUAACUUUUGAAAUCCUUGAUCUUAAUGUUUUCAGUGAAUCUUAAACAUUUGUUCUUGUUGGUUGGUUUGUUUACUGCUAAAUUUCUAUAACAAAGCCUUGCAGAAAAUCUUUUCAAACCUCUUCUCCAUUCCUACUUUUGUUCUGAUACAAAAACAGAAUAGCAUGCUAUCCAUCGCCAGUAAUGGUUGCACUGAUAGUGCCAGCACCAGUCGCUUCUGGGGUACAGUAAGAAUGCAUAUGGAGUAAGUUGCUUUGUCUUACACAUUUCAACAGAUAAUACUUGACUUGUGUGACCUAGUAGUCUAUUCAUUUAUCCUUACACCUCAUAAAAAAUACAUAGGUGGCAGUAUAUUUUCAGGGAUAUGCUACAAUUAUUCCAUUUGUCCUUUUUUUAAAGCCAAUCUAUAGAUGUAAACACUUUUUAAAAAGGUAUUUUAAAUGUUUCAACAGCAGACCUAGUGCUCUUUGAUUUGAGUUUCACUUGAUUUAGUUACCAGAUUAUUUUAUGAAUGGACCUUUUAUAAAUGUAAUUGUACCUGCAGAAUACCUAGAAAAGUGAUGCUGAGGUGUGGUCAGCAGAUAAGGGCCAUCUGUUUUUAAAAUAUGUUGUAUUCAAUUUAUAAAAUCUUUUAUUUUACAUAAUUAUUAAUGGAAUUUUAAAAAUUUGGGGAGAAGCAGUUUAGCAACUUUUUAAGCUUAUAAUCACCUACAGUCUGAGCUGUUCUUAACUAAAACUGAAUAUAUGUUUGUUACUAGAGUCAACCACAUUUUAUGCUCUGCAGUGAGUGGAACAGAAGCUCUGUGGGUAGUUCAUUCUGCAGCAAGUAACUCCCAGGUCUAAUGUGAAGUUAUUGCUGUUUAAACAUUAUUUGUUUGCAUCUCAAUAGAAAUGAAAAAUAACUACUCCUAGUCCCCUUCUAGUAAAUUUUUAUAUUUUUAGGAUAAAUAUCUUAGGUACUUAUUUUUUGAAACCAUAGUCACCUGUUUCUACAGGUGUCAUUUUCAGUACUUUCAGUGUUUGGUUGUUUUCUGUUAAGUAUUCCUCAUUUUCCAAUAUUUGUGUGUACAUGCAUGUAUUCUUGUAAACGUGUAGUAAAUUUUUACUCAUUCAAA
Messenger RNA from Myotis davidii, 3175 nucleotides. RefSeq names its product SMAD family member 2 (gene SMAD2). The record is from RefSeq and is a predicted model, not a curated record. Gene Ontology annotation, biological process: SMAD protein signal transduction; BMP signaling pathway; transforming growth factor beta receptor signaling pathway. Lineage: Eukaryota; Metazoa; Chordata; Mammalia; Chiroptera; Vespertilionidae. The coding region runs from base 64 to 1467 and encodes 467 amino acids. Gene Ontology annotation, molecular function: I-SMAD binding; DNA-binding transcription factor activity, RNA polymerase II-specific; RNA polymerase II cis-regulatory region sequence-specific DNA binding. Gene Ontology annotation, cellular component: heteromeric SMAD protein complex. The transcript is spliced from 10 exons.